GGAUUUUCCGCGAGUUGUAAUUAUUCCUUUUCCAAGAGACAUUUAAAAAAAUAGUAUUUGUUCCCAAAAUGUUUAUCACAAGACCUGUAGUAUCCCGACUUUUCCAGCAAACAGUCCGCCGCUACCAUGCCGGCGAGUUCAAGCCGCCCAGCAUGGACGAGCUGCCGGUGCCCAAUGGCUCAUGGCAGGCCCGCCAUGAUGCCAAACAGAGACAUUACAAUUCAGUGCUUGCCUUCGGGAUUGCCUUUACUGCUUUCAGUCUUGUAGUGGCUAAGACAUCUGGAUUGGUGUACCUCAACUACUCUCCCCCCAAGUCCCUGGAUUAAAUGAUGUUUUGUUAAUAAUGUGAUCUAUGUAUGGAAAAUCAUUUAGUUCAAAUAAAUAGUGUUUAAAAAAUCA
Papilio machaon (common yellow swallowtail) is the source of this 399-nucleotide messenger RNA. RefSeq lists its product as uncharacterized. The record is from RefSeq and is a predicted model, not a curated record. The transcript has 3 exons. NCBI's taxonomy places the organism in Eukaryota, Metazoa, Arthropoda, Insecta, Lepidoptera, Papilionidae. The coding region runs from base 69 to 326 and encodes 85 amino acids.